Habropoda laboriosa is the source of this 928-nucleotide messenger RNA. It is a transcript of the gene Sec61beta, whose product is annotated as protein transport protein Sec61 subunit beta. The coding region runs from base 197 to 484 and encodes 95 amino acids. Gene Ontology annotation, biological process: intracellular protein transport. Lineage: Eukaryota; Metazoa; Arthropoda; Insecta; Hymenoptera; Apidae. The transcript is spliced from 3 exons. The record is from RefSeq and is a predicted model, not a curated record. Gene Ontology annotation, cellular component: Sec61 translocon complex.
CAAUAUAAAGUGGCUUUGCUUUAGUACUCCUUUAAUGUUUAUCGUAAUUAGAUAACGAUACGUUUGUUAAAAAAGUAAAAGAAAUUGAGAUCUUUGUUCAUCGUGAGUUUAGACAAAAUUACAAAUUAUAAUACAAAUUUUUUGUGAUCAUCUGGUAUUUGUUCACGGAUCAACGUAAAAAAAAAAAUAACAAAUAAUGCCUGCCGCACCUAGUUCUACAUCGGUCGGAGCCGCGGGACGAUCGCCUAGCAAAGCUAUAGCACCUAGAGCAGGUGGUGGUGGUACUGUUAGACAAAGGAGAACUACAACAACUACUUCAACUAGGAGUAAAAACACUGGAGUUGGUUCUGAUGGCAUGUGGAGGUUUUAUACGGAUGACUCUCCUGGCAUCAAAGUAGGACCUGUGCCUGUACUUGUUAUGUCUCUCCUUUUCAUUGCAUCUGUGUUUAUGCUUCACAUCUGGGGCAAAUACACUAGAUCUUAAGAAUGGAAAUAGAUUCUAAUUUAUGAAGGAACUGAAGAAACUGAAAAGUCCUGUGCAGUGCAAUGGAAAAGAAUGAAGAAAAUCUAAGUUUUAAAUACUUUCUAAGUGGAAGAUCAGUAUGCCUUGUAAAAGUUUGCUACAUUUUAAUCUUAUUUCUGAAUUGAUUCAAGAGAAUUGGGGCACUGUGUAUUAUAAGUUAUAUUUCCAUUAAAUGGAUCUCUACAUUUUUCGUCAAGAUGUAAGACCAAAUUUUACCGCGCGAUCAUAAAUACUUAUUGUAAUCAUUUAUUUUCAUCAAACUGAAUUUUGUAACGUUUGUAAGAGGAUACCUCGAAGUUAAUUGUACGCACGCAUCAUGCGUGAUUGAGAUAAGACAUACUAGUUAUUGUUUGUAAAGUUACUAUUAUGAUAAUAUAAUGUACAAUAUUAAAAUAAAUUAUUCUU